Molecule: messenger RNA, 546 nt
Organism: Saxophila tyrrhenica
Lineage: Eukaryota; Fungi; Ascomycota; Dothideomycetes; Mycosphaerellales; Extremaceae
Exons: 2
Coding region: 1-546 (181 amino acids)
Biological process (GO): tRNA threonylcarbamoyladenosine modification
Cellular component (GO): cytosol; nucleus; EKC/KEOPS complex
Source: RefSeq, a predicted model, not a curated record
AUGGAGAGCAUCACGUUGCCUCAUCUACUGGACCAUCCAUUGCGGGUGUGCCUUUUCAAGCAUGUGCAGAACGCUACCUUCCUCCGGCAACAACUGCUCGACGGCAACACCGACUUCGAAUAUGCCUUCUUGGACGCCAGCGUACUCAUAUCGCGGAAUCAUGUACUGGCAGCAUGCUUCAGGGCCAUCAACGACAUGCUCAAUGACCGUUUGAAGAGCCGCAACGUCCACUCCGAGAUCGUCUUCUCCUUGUCGCCCAAUAACAACAUAGCAGAGUCCUUCCGACGCUUCGGCAUCAGCAACGAGAGCACACAUGUGCUGGCCAUCAAAGUGGGCGGCGAUGCUGCUCAGAUAGAGGCUCAUCUGACACAAAAUGUUCAAGGCCAGCCAGCCGCUUUCUCAGACGAAGUCCUGGCAGAGCUGUGUGAUCUGAACAAGAUACGGAAGAUCUACCGUAUUCAAGGCUCGGCGAAGGGGAGUGAGACAAUGGCGAGGACAGAAGCAGAAGCAUUCGCGUUGGGCUCGAUGGCUCUGAAAGGGUCAUGA